Fusarium pseudograminearum CS3096 is the source of this 1152-nucleotide messenger RNA. RefSeq lists its product as uncharacterized. NCBI's taxonomy places the organism in Eukaryota, Fungi, Ascomycota, Sordariomycetes, Hypocreales, Nectriaceae. The record is from RefSeq and is a predicted model, not a curated record. Bases 1 to 1152 code for a protein of 383 amino acids. The transcript is spliced from 3 exons.
AUGUGUCACUCCAGAGAGACUUUCAAAGAGCUGUUGCUGGCCGAUGCUUCGCCUUCAAUCCGCACCCUCAUCGAUCUCAACCCAGGGCUAGCGCGUAUUGACAGAUGCAUCGCCCAUUUCGUGCAAACCUCAUUAUCUCAGCCUCAAGUACCAGGUUCCUUCUCCGCGAUACAACUUAGCACGUCCACCAUUUGGAGCAUAUUGUUACUGACAUCGCAAGCUCUGACGGCAAAAUCUACGGGACCAGAGCAUACAGUGCAUGCAAUCGCCAGCGACCUGAACCUCCAGCUAAGCCUGCAGCUUCCCCUUCCAGCAGCCCAACAACGGAUCCCCACCUUACAACGUAUGGCAAUUGCUUCUAUCGGCUGGGUGUCCUUUCUUUUCAACUGGAAAAGCCCUGUUGUCUCAAAUAUUUGCACCAUCGAAGGCGGUCCUUCCUUAAAGCAGUCCAAUCCACACAUGGAGGAUUGCAUACGGUCUAUCAACAUGUUUAUCCGACCCUGGGGAUUAAUCCCACAGAUAUGUGAUAAAAGAGCCCUCAUAGAUAAUCUGCUCUAUUUGUCCAACUUGAACUUCCAUUCUCUAACCCACAUUGGUCGUCUCAACAUCAAAACUCUGCACAUGUUCCAAUAUCCCUCUAUAUGCCUUCUUGCACUUUCCAACGGCAACUAUCAGAAGAUCAUACAUCAGAUCCUCAAAGGCCUUUGUGAGCCUACAAAUUCGUUACAUCGAGAAGUCCUCUUAUCCCUCAGAUUCAUAUUUGGAGCCACUCGAAAAUCAAGAAACCUAGCCAAUAAAGUUGCAUUUCUUGGCCAGCCAUGGCAAGAUCACGAUGCGGCCUUCGAUGAUCUCUUCCAGGGAAAGUUUGACCAUAUUCUACUUCAAUCACCACCAGGUUCAUCAAGAACGCUAAACGGCCAAGACUUUCUGACGCCCUGGAAUGGUUUCCCAUUGCUGGGAGAACGACUUCUCCAGAUUCAGAACUACAACAAAGAACAACACCCAACAAGCACUCGAGCGAUGAUUAGAGAUAAACGAAAUCCAGCACAGUGGUAUAUUUUAUGGGCUGUGUUGCUCAUAGGGAGUUUGAGUUUGAUAUUAUCAAUACUGCAACUGGGUGUAGGCAUUGCCCAACUUGUUACCUCAUCAUAG